Messenger RNA from Closterium sp. NIES-65, 1839 nucleotides. Lineage: Eukaryota; Viridiplantae; Streptophyta; Zygnematophyceae; Desmidiales; Closteriaceae. The record is from the annotation of a GenBank genome assembly.
AUGGCGGCCAAUUUCUGGCAGUCCUCUCACAGCAAGCAGCUACUGGACCCAGGCGCAGUGGCGCGCUUGCUGCAUGCGGAGGACGACCGUAUGGGCCUCUCGCCCUCUGACGUGCGCCUGGUCAAGCUGCACAUGGUUGUGGCCACCGCCAUUGCCUACUUCCGCCGCGUCUAUGUCAAGAAGUCGUUUGCGGAGGUGGAUCCGCGACUGGCAGCGCCGGCAGCACUGUACGUGGCAGCCAAGGCGGAGGAGUGCACGGUGCAGGCUGUGAAGCUGGUGCACCGCAUGAAGAGCCACGCGUGCAUGUGCGGGCAUGGCGCCAUGGGCUACGAGGUGAAGGACGUACUAGCCAUGGAGAUGCGCCUGCUGCAGGCGCUCUCCUUCAACCUCAUCGUCUUCCACCCCUACCGCCCUCUCUCCACGUCUGUUCUCUUGCCUUCUCACCCCUUCUUGCUCCUUCUUGCUCCUUCUUGCUCCACAUCGUCUUCCACCCCUACCACCCCUCUAUGCGUCUGUAUCCCUUCACCUUUCCUCUUCUUCUCUCGCUUCCUUCUUGUCUUUCACCCGAGCAGCCCCCUCACCACGUCAGUACCCCCCCACCUAAGACAAUUCUGGAAUGUGACUGUGACUCCACCGCCCGUCUUCUCUCUCUCUUCUCUCGUUUCCCCCUCGUGCAUCCCUCAUGCAUUCAGUGCAUCCCUCAUGCAUUCAUGCAUCCCUCAUGACCUGCACCCACUCUCCGCUCUCUUCUGCGCUCGCAAUCGUGUCUUGUGUUCUCUCUCUCUGCCUUUCGUCUGCUGGCGCCUCACCCUUUCCUGUCACGUCUCGUCCGCUUGUCGCCCCUACUCCUCCGUUCCCUUCAUGAGCAGAGAGCUAAGCCUCUCUGCGAAUGUGAAGGAGGAGUUGGCUCAGAUGGCCUGGUGGGUGCCACAGCCGUGUGCGUGUGCUUGUCUCCCUGCCCCUUGCCAUCCCCACAUGCUCUUGGGCGCCCACCAUGCUCUUGGGCGCCCACCAUGCUCUUGGGCGCCCACCAUGCUCUUGGGCGCCCACCAUGCUCUUGCGCGCCCACCAUGCUCUCACGCCUUCUUGCUUCCAUCCCGCAUUCCCAUCACCAUGCCUCGCAAACCCUCCUCUCCUCCCCUGUCCCCUCACUCCACCUUCCCUCCACCUCCCUCUCCCCCUCCCCCCCCACUCCUCCCUCUCCCCACUGCUCUUAGCUCAAUGGUGAAUGAUUCAUUAAAGACGGACCUGUUGCUGUGCAGCUGUGCCACCCGCCGUUCCCUCAUGCACUGCACGCACCGUGCCCCUCUCCCCCCCCAUUCUCCCCCCCAUUCUCCCCCCCAUUCUCCCCCCCAUUCUCCCCCCCAUUCUCCCCCCCAUUCUCCCCCCCAUUCUCCCCCCCCAUUCUCCCCCCCCAUUCUCCCCCCCCAUUCUCCCCCCCCAUUCUCCCCCCCCAUUCUCCCCCCCCAUUCUCCCCCCCCAUUCUCCCCCCCAUUUCCCUCCUGCCACAUCCCUCAAGUCAAUGGUAUGGUGGAGGUGCAUCAGGUAUGGUGGAGGUGCAUCAGCUAUGGUGGAGGUGCAUCAGGUAUGGUGGAGGUGCAUCAGGUAUGGUGGAGGUGCAUCAGAGCAAUGUCAACAUCUCUUUUGGACCUGUAUGAAGAAUUCUCAUCGCCCCCUUUCCCUCGUCAACCCCUCACCUGUUACCCCCUCCCCUCAUCAUCCACAAUGCAGGUGAGGGCAGUGUCAACAGCGCUCUUGGACCUGUAUGAGGAGUUCUCAUCGCUCACAGAGGAUCAGAUCUCAGCUGCUGUCGGCAAACUGCCCAUGCGCCUGCCCUAG